ACGCCCGCUAUGGCCCCUGCGCUGAGGAGAGGGUGACGCCCCAUACUUUGGACCCUCCUCGCUUCCCGUCCGCCUGAGGGGAGCGACCGGCAGAGAGCCGCAGCCUCUCCCGGCGGAGGCGGUGGCGGGACGCGAACACUGAGGCAGACGAGCUGCUUCCUCCUCCUCCUAAGAUGGCGGCAGACUCCACGGAGCAGUUCUGCGUGGCCGAGGAGCGGAGCGGCCACUGCGCCGUGGUGGACGGGAACUUUCUCUAUGUGUGGGGGGGAUACGUGUCAAUUGAAGAAAAUGAAGUUUAUCUGCCUAAUGAUGAGCUCUGGAUCUAUGAAAUGGAUAGUGGGCUAUGGACAAUGCACCUGAUGGAAGGAGAGCUGCCCACCUCCAUGUCAGGAAGCUGUGGGGCAAGCAUUAAUGGGAAGCUGUACAUUUUUGGUGGAUUUGAUGAUAAAGGCUACAGUAAUCGGCUGUAUUAUGUUAAUUUGCGGACAAAAAAUGGAACCUAUAGGUGGAAAAAAAUAACAAAUUUUAAAGGUCAACCUCCUACCCCACGUGACAAGCUUUCCUGCUGGGUGUAUAAGGACAGGCUAAUAUAUUUUGGUGGCUAUGGCUGUAGGAAACACAAUGAACUGAGUGAUUGUUUUGAUGUCCACGAUGCAUUUUGGGAAGGCCAGAUAUUCUGGGGAUGGCAUAAUGAUGUUCACAUUUUUGAUACAACCACACAAACUUGGUCCCAACCAGCAAUUCGAGGUGGAGAUCCACCUCAGCCUCGAGCAGCUCACACAUGUGCUGUGCUAGGAAAUAAAGGUUACAUCUUCGGAGGACGAGUGCUGCAAACUAGGAUGAAUGAUUUGCACUGCCUGAAUUUAGACACUUGGACUUGGUCUGGAAGAAUUAAUAUCAGUGGAGAGAAACCAAAGGAUCGAUCCUGGCACACGUUGACUCCGAUAGGAGAUGACAGACUUUUUCUUUUUGGGGGGCUAAGCUCUGAUAAUGUUCCUUUAAGUGAUGGCUGGAUUCACAGUGUUACAACAAAUGGAUGGAAACAGCUCACCCACUUGCCUAAGAGUAGGCCUAGAUUGUGGCACACAGCCUGCCUUGGAAAAGAGGGAGAAGUGAUGGUGUUUGGUGGAAGCAAAGAUGACCUGCAUUUCAUGGACACAGGUCACUGCAGUGACUUGUUGAUAUUUCAGACUCAACCUUAUUCACUCCUCAGGCUGUGUCUUGACUGCAUCGGUAAGAACGCAACUCUCCUCAAGAAUCAGAUACCCUGCUUGCCAUCAAAACUUCUGCAGCAAGUGCUGAAAAAGAUCACCUUCUGGGCUGCAGUCAGCCACAGGCAGGAGAAAAAAGCUGAAACUGAAAGACAAAACCAACUGAACACCACAUGAAGGACAUCAAUCAGCCAAAGCGUUGAACACUUGGGUUUAUCUACGGUGUGCAGCAGGGUCUUUUGCUAGUGAACUUUUACUAAUGCUACAGAACAACUCUAUGUUAAGCUCAGUUUCUAAAGUGAGGUUUGAGAACAAAGAAAUCCUUUUCAUGGAAGCCUCCUUGUUUUCUGCAGUAUAGAAAACUGAUCAAAUUUUGUAUAUAUAUAUAGAGUUAAUUUCUGCAGUUGUGGUCUUAAUGAGGCAGUCCAUACAACUUAAUUAUUUUUUGAAGGUAACAAAGAUGGUUCAAAAUGUUUUCCAGUGGGAUUAAAAACAAUGGCAUAAGUCAAAAAUCUUGCUCCAGCCUUAGCACAUCAGCCUUUCCACAAAGACAGAAUUGGUUCAACGCACUAUCCUUGGAGGAUUCACAGCCUUGGGAAAGGUAGCAACCUACUAACCACUACUGAAUCUAUCUGAUUCCACCAGACUCUGUGAUCUGGCCAUCCAGAAGUAGGAAAAACCAGUACAGUAACCGUGGAACUGGGAGAAGAAGCUGCAGUGAGCAGCGCUGCUGUUUGUAUAAGAAAACCUCUGAGCAGUUCACAAAAUGGUUUUGCCACGUUUGUCAGCAAGAAGCCCUUCUUUUGAAAUGGGUUGUAUAUUGUAUUUUGGAUGUGUAAAGUUUAUAUUUCUUGGUUUAAAAAAAAAAUAAUGCUUAUUUAUUGUUUAAGAGGAGCAUAUGUAGUACUUGCUAUUUUCCUGUUUCAAAUAUCUAGGAGCACAGUCAUUAAAAUUUUAUA
Molecule: messenger RNA, 2170 nt
Organism: Dryobates pubescens (Downy woodpecker)
Lineage: Eukaryota; Metazoa; Chordata; Aves; Piciformes; Picidae
Gene: KLHDC1
Product: kelch domain containing 1
Exons: 13
Coding region: 174-1388 (404 amino acids)
Molecular function (GO): protein binding
Source: RefSeq, a predicted model, not a curated record